This is a messenger RNA of Porites evermanni, 8131 nucleotides long. The record is from the annotation of a GenBank genome assembly. Lineage: Eukaryota; Metazoa; Cnidaria; Anthozoa; Scleractinia; Poritidae.
GUACCAAAUUUUAAUUUCUUUUCUUUUCAGCAAUGGCGACUUAUUCCUAAGCUUGCAGCAACUUAUGCUCUGGCCUACUUUGCAAGGACUUUCUUUUUGAACUUUGUGGAAAUGGAAAUUGGCACAAUGAUGGGAGAAAAAGGUGAGGCUCAGGUAAGAAAUGAUAAAAUUUAUGAAUAACUUGUUAAUAUUAUUAUUGUUAUUUUAUUAACCAUAAAUAACAACUACAGUCGAGGCAGGUCAAGGAAGGGUACCCUCCAAGAUUCUGUUAAUAAAUUUAUUAUUUGAAAGGUGAGUCCACUAUUAGUUGUAGAUUUCAGAUUCAUUUCUGCAUUCUUGCAUUUAUAAUGAGCAGUUAAUUGACAUGCGAGGUAGUUCAGAAAUUUCCGACAGCUCAGUUUUCUUGCAUUUGAAAGAAAUAUCUGCUAAGCAAUUUUUAUUCAUUCAAAGAUUUUUCCAUCUACAGUACUUAUCAAUAUAACAAAGAGCCAAUUUAAGGGAGUGGCAAAAUAUGUUCGCUAUAACAAAUAUCAAGGUUAUUGUCCAUAAAUAACUAUUACUGGGGUGAAGAAUUUGGUUCACCAUUACCGAGAAAUUGAGGCCAAAAAUUCACAGCUCUUUAUGCAUGCAGGAAUGCAGAUUCGAAUUUGAUGACUAACGGAUUUAUUUUUCAUGCUUGACCUGGUGUAAAGUCUGCAAAAGAUAAGUGGCUAAAAAAUCAUUACACUGUAAAUAUGAUUAUUAUUAUUAUUAUUUCUGUGCAUCAGGCUGCUUUGGGAAGAGAAAUCCAUGCCCUGUCAUCAGCAAGCAAACCUUUGGCAGGUUGGAUGGCACAGAGUGCUAUUCAAGAAUGUCGAGAGGCUUGCGGAGGCCAUGGUUACCUUGCAAGUAAGACACUAUUGUUGUUACCCUCUGGUGAGCACAUAGAUAAUGUUUUUAAAAUAAAGAAAUUAUCAGAAAUGGUUAAAUACAGUAAAAUAAACUGUUAAUACAUAUUAACAAGUUAUUUUCUAUGAUGUUGACUGUGAUCAUAUGUUUUUUUGUUGUUGUUGUUGUUUUAUUGAAUUUGUAUUACUGCCACAGAACAAAACUUUGUGUUCAUGUUGUACUUUGACUUUCCAUCGAACACUUGAAUGAUUGCUGAUGGUUUCUCUUAAUAAAUUAUUAAUUUUGUACAAUGCUAGAGGCAUAGGGAAGAUUUUUUAUGCUAUAAAAGUUCUAAUUUUGUUUCCACAGUUAAUAGGUUUGGUGAAUUAAGAGAUGAUAAUGAUCCAAACUGCACAUAUGAAGGAGACAACAACAUGCUUUUGGGGCAGACCAGCAACUAUUUGCUGUCUCUUUUAGAAGCCAAAGAAAAAGGUAUUCUUUCCACUCUGUGUCAGUGUUGAGUUUCUUAAUUUUGAAAACUUUUCUGUCCUUUCCCCCUCUCUUCGCUGCAGCAGAGUUAGCUCAGAUGGUAUUCUUAAGUGGCUUGUAAUUUAACAGUAAAUGUAACUGGCAGAAUAGUAGCAACACAUGUACAAAAUAGUAAAACUAAAUGAAAAUGAAUGUGUGAUACCUUAAGUUUGAAUUAAUGUGCACUGAGGUCUUAAAAACUAAGAAUUGUGUCAUUGAAAGACCUUGAAAAAUUCUUUGUCCAUAAAAGAGUACACACCUUGUAAAGCUGACAAAGCGAUUAUACUGCUUUUUCCUUGCAAAUACCUUGCCCUGGGUGUGACUUGAAAUAUCUCAGCCCCAUUUCCCACAGUGCUGGCAAGUUACACCUAACUCUUAACUUGGUUGACAUACACUGUAUUCAAAUGGUGUAACCACUGCAUUGGCCGGGUAGUUGCCUAGGCAAUAACAUUAAGUGUGUUGUACAAAAGGGAUUUAUGGUUAUAAGUUUAUUAAAAGGAAUUUAUCGUUAAAGAAGGAACAAUUUCAACGAAAGCUGUCUAGUAGUAGUAAUGCAAGAGCUGGCAGAAAUGUUUCUGUUAUUAUUUUCCAAACAGGAGCAACAAUAUCCUGUCCACUUCAUUCAGCGGACUUUCUUGAUAACACUGAACAAAUCAUGUCAAACAAAUUUCAUGCAAAGACAGAGCGAGAAUGCAGAGACCCAGACUGUAAGUACAUUGCUGCUUUUAUCUCUGUGUAGAAAAAGAAGUAUAUAUAGGACAUGUGUUUGACCAGUGUCGGAUCUAAUUCAAAAGAAAGUAUUUCAUAACAGUGCAAGGGCUUUUUAAUUACUAACUUUGAGACCACUUUGUACUUUGAAAGGUAUCUAUGACAAGUCUUUUACCACAGGAGACCCAAGUUAGAAAGUGAUAUUUCAGGGUGUGACCUUCUGAUGAAAGUGUUGUUAGGUUUAAUAUUCCUGUGAGUAUUGGGUGCCUGUGCGAUACUAGCAUCCUAGCAGUGGUGGUCUCUUCUAAACUUCAACAGAGACUUGGGUAAACAUUCCUUAGCAAGCAUCUCGAACAACCUAAUAAGGAAACACCAUUCGCACGGUCUGUGGUUACUAGAUACAGAGCCGAACAACAUUUAGUGCCUAAAUCUUAUGAUUUCAUGUUUAGAUAACCAUUCCUACUGAAUUUAUAAUUAUGUAGUAAUUUACUAGACCAUGUCGUUGUUACUAUUUAGUUUUAGUGGGAGCUUUCCAGUGGCUUGUGUGCUAUCUGUUAAAAGAGAGUGCUGCCAGGCUUAGACAACAGUUGACAAAUGGAAAGGUACUGGUGAUUUUUGAACCCCUCUGCUCUGCAUAGUGUUUAUUAGAUGAAAUCUCAAGGUAAAUCCUGCAUGGUCUGAAAAAGAAAGUUAUGUGGAAUGUGUCAACAUUACUAUAGCCUGCAUGGGAGGCACAGGUUUUUUUAGGGUGAACGGAGGAACUGAGGAUGCUCAAACACAAGCCCUCCCACGCUCCGUAAAACUAACCAAAACUCCAGCCGGCUCUUACCAAGCAGGCUAUAUUUAUUUAAUAACCUGACCUGUUGCACUCAGUUUUUUUGUGAACUGCUGAAUUACAUUUAACAUUUUCCACAGGAAAUAGUUGUAGGGUUUGUACAUUACUAGGUAUUGACCGAGGGAUGGGUCCCACUUCCAUGUGGACUUGUGGUUGAUAUAAAGUUGGUUUGGACUUGCAUCCGAUUUAUUUAUGAAGUGGCACGAAUCUUUUUUUAAAUUUUUUUUUAAUACAACAACACUUUAUUUCAUAUUUACAUACAAAGGAAAAAUUACAAAAAUUGCAGAAAACUAUAAAAAAAGUAGCAAAAUUACAGUUUACACUAUAGCUUUAAAAAAAGGAAAAAACAAACAAACAAACAGACAGACAACUUAAACAGGACAGUUAAAUUAUUAAGUCUUUUAAUCGUCAGAUUGCUGCCUUCAGUUCACUUCCAUAGAAUAUUACAUUCGUUUAAAGAGAGGAGGUUUUUUAAUCGAGACCAUUUCUUUUUAAAAGUGUCUAAAGAAUUAUGGUCUUUUGCAAUUUGCCUUUCUAUUCCACAGUACAUUGAACUGUUUGUAUGUACAUUUGGAUGUUUGGGCACGUAUCUCUUUGUUUACAGGUGUAGAUAUAAUGCCUGGCAUUUGCAUUGCAGGACGGUGUGACAAAGAUUUGUGCCACUGCCAGGCCAGCCAGCCAGGAAGUGGCACAAAUCUUUGUCACACCAUCCUGCAAUGCAAAAUUGAAGCAGUAGCAAAAUAAUUUUUGUCACAGUGAUGUCUAACUGAAAACUGCUCUAAACAGCAAUUUUUUCAGCUCAGCUGAGCUUCAGCUCAGGUUCUUAUGCAUAGUCUUUGUCAACGUGUUGAUAAUCAAUAUUUUUGGUGCUUUUUCAGGACCCUUUUACUGCCAGGAAUGACAGUCAGGUGUUUUACUGCAGAUCAUUAGCACUUGCUUACAUUGAGGUGAGGUAAUCCUUUAACUGAGUGCCCCACCCCUCUCCCUCUCUCUUUUCACGUCAAAAUCAGAUUCUUCUGUUAUCCUUGACAAGCUUAUCAGUUGACUCGAAGGUUUUUGGAUUGAGGCCUAAGCUUGUUGUGCUUUACCCAUGGGGGUCUUUUUAAUGGUGAUAUUAUCCGGGGGGGUACUCCCUUAUAAGGGCUUAAUGGGGACGUGCGGCCAGCCAGGGUAUGUUUUCGGGAUUUUUGUCUUAAACAGGGUAUCGACUUUAUCAUUUUUUGUCUUAAUCAGGGUAUUGAUUUAUCAAUUUUUGUCUUAAACAGGAUAUCUUUUCUUGGACGAUAAACAGCAAAAUUUUUACAAGCCCUAAUGUUAAUCAAUAUUGACUUCCGUUGACUUAAACAGGGUAUCAAAAAUCGGAAUUCUGUCUUAAACAGGGUAGGAAAAUCAGCGAUGUUUUUCUUAAACAGGGUCAGGGUAUGAGGGGCCGCACCGCACCUCCCAACCCAGGGAUAUAUCGAGUUCCCCCCCCCCCGGGGAUAUUAUAUUAUUCCCAUUAAAAAGAUCCGCAUAGCCAGAAUCUGCACCUACAUUUUUCAACCACACUUUGAGGAAAAGAUAACUGUUGUAGAAUCAUUUCAAGGGCACGCAAAAAACCCCUCUGUUGUGGUGGAAUUUUGGCCAAGUUUCUACUUUGCACAAAAACGCCUAUCGAUCUUGUAGCAGACUACGUAUCCACUCCAUAGCUUUCUCAAUUGUAUAUUUUCAGUGCACAGUUUUACAGAGAUUCAAAGAAGCAAUUUUCAAUGAAGAGGAGACUCCCCAAGCACUGAAACCAGUUCUUCUUAAGCUAUGUUCCUUGUAUGGUUUGUGGUCGUUGGAGACACAUCUCACCACUCUAUAUCAAGGUCAGUUUAUUACAACUGGUGACUGCUGACUGAAUAAAACCCAGUCUUGUUACUUUACGUAUCAGGCCUUCCUCGGAAAGAACCCGGGUAUAGAGGCAAUGCCCCCUCUCUCUCACUUCCCCCCAAAUGGGACUCUGGUGCAUCGUAGGAUUAAUCUCACCCUGGUGGUAUUGGUAUUUCUCAUGAGCAGUAAUAAAUUUGACCUAAUUGUUUGAUGAAACUGUCCUAUUGUCAGGAGAAUUUAGGUUUUGUUCAUUAUGUCCCUUCGACUCUCAGAGUGAAUGAGGGCAGCCUUGUAAGGUAGCUGCAACUUUUGAGGCUGUGGACAAAAUCCUGCGGUUUGAUCAUUCAAAUAAAAGUGAGCUUACGCAACACGAUGGACGAGGAAAGAAGACGGCAAACUUUGUGUGACACACGUGAUAAUAAUUUUGUUUGGAAAACAUUUCCGCCGAACUUAAUUCACCCUCCUUUAUAAACAGGUCUUUUUGCAAAAGACCAGAAAACAUUAACUUAAGUCAAGAUCACCACAAAACGCUUUUUUUACGUAAUAGGCCUGUCACGUUUGUCACACACAAGACUGACAAGAGUUUUGUCGUUCUCUUCUUUCUGCCGUCCUGUUGCGUAAACUCACUAAAACCUCUUUGGUUGUGUUUUUUUUAGCAUUUUACAAUAUGAAAUUUGGUAAUUUUGGUCAGUUGUGACUUUAUGGACUUUGGAAAUAAAAAGCAUAUACCCCUUACUAAAAGAAAAGUUUGAAGAUCUUACACUAAGCUCAAGUCUUUUUCCAUUCGGAUCCUAAGUCACGUUGUAACUUACAACACAAACUGUGUUAUAGCUGAGGCUAAUGGAGUUUUUUCAUAUGUUAUGGCGGCUUAAGUCGGGUCACCAAAUGCAACCCACGUUAUUAAAACUUGCCACUCCGGUUUACUAAGCAUUUUGGGUUUAAUUGCAAAGCUGUUUGUUUGAAGGUGGAUUCUGUAGGUCAGUAAAUGAUGCCAGGAUUGUAAGAGGAAGUCUCCUGUCACUUUGUUUCGAGGUAGGUAUCUCGAUCAUUCCCAACCCAAUACAACGCCAAGCUGCAACCACUUACGAAAUAUUAUAAGUUGUAUUAGCAAUACUGCGAUGCCAGCAAUCCCAGCGUCGCCAAAUAGGGCUGUGCUACUCACGCCAAGAUUUCUGAAGAGGAGUACGUCUAACGUUACUUAAAUUAAAAUUAAAUUAAAUUAAAUUUAUUUUAUUUAAGCUCGAUAGCGUGAGGAGUGGUUGCCCAAUCUCCCGAGCCCGGGGCUCAUGUAUUAAACGCUCGAGCAUUCCGGAUCGAAUUGGAAUUUAGAAAUGUUGGUUUUUGCGGAGAGGGGAAAACCGGAGUACCCGGAGAAAAACCUCUCGGAGCAGAGAAGAGAACCAACAACAAACUCAACCCACAUAUGACGUCGAGUCCGGGAAUCGAACCCGGGCCACAUUGGUGGAAGGCGAGUGCUCUCACCACUGCGCCAUCCCUGCUCCCCCAAGUCAGUCAGUCAGUCUAGUCAGUUUCACUAGAUUUUUUCCGGGCUAGUUUCCCAGGCGCAUGUUUGGGAGAGCAAGCUUUGAACAGUCUUUUUUCACUGCAUAGUUGUCAUCGUUGAUUUUGAAACAAAGAAUGAUUAGGGAGACUUCAAUUGCGAUCAGGAGAGUGGGAAUAAGGCUCAAAGAACGAAGUGGAGGAAGGAGUGAACGACCCGAUCGCGUUCCCACCAGAAAACCCCUGUAGUGAGGACUUUUGGGUACCACAAAAUAGUUUUUUACUACUUUCUUUUAAUUUUACAACAUCAUUAAAAUUAUAGUAUACAACUAUCUUUUGGCUCUAGUAGGGAAGGUGAAUAGUGGUGGUUAUACAGAGACGCGAAGCGUCGAGGUAUAUUUCUAGCGCUAUGAACCGACCCUGAGGGGGAUAGUUGUUUUAGUAUUUACCAAAUCAGUGGGAUAAAUAUCAAAAAGAAACUUUUUGUAAAGAAAAGACGUCACUUAGUUAGAGUUUGUUUGCGUUGCAGUUGACAGUGUUUCAGGGAUAAUUUUUUUAUGUUUUUGUGGCAAAUUCAGAAAGAAAAUUUUUUUCUACCGACCAGUAAACGCCGACAAGCCAAAUGUUGUUUCUUUCUUGGUAUUUGUUGGUGCAGCUGCUUCAUUCACCGCUAAAAUUUUAUCUUUCGAAACUGUCGUGAAACGAGGAGCCAUUUUGAAUCCCGUCCCAAAACAGUGAAUUUCCAAGGAUAUUCCGAGUUACGGGAGCCAAUCAGAACGCGCGAAAAUCGCUAUCCACUGAUUUGGUGAACACUAAAUACAGUUAUUGUUAUAAGGAAGACUUAUUUAUUAUUCGCCUUCUUAGACUAUCGAUUUAUCAAAAUCGGGCGACCAAUGAGCCCACGUGUAAAUGUAGCCGUACCCUUGGUUACCAUGUGAUGUGUUUUACCCAUUUGCAAGAGAAGCAGGCGCAGGUCACAGGAUCUUAAUGUUAUCAUGUACGGUUGUUUUUUCUUUUGUUAGUUGAAAGGCGAGGCAGUAGCUCUAGUAGACGCUUUAGCUCCUCCUGAUUUUGUCCUUAAUUCACCGAUCGGUCAUAGUAAUGGAAAGGUAAGCUAACUUUACAGCUAUAGACCGAGUAGCCUCCCACGCAGACGUUCUUAGGGGUUCGUCACGCGUUCCUGCCCCUAAAAACGUCUGCGUGGGAGGCUAUAGACCGAGUGUAUCCGACUUACUGUGCGAGUCCGGUAAUUGUUUUUAAUUUUAACUUUUAACGCACGGUUAGUGAUGUGAUAAGGAUUGAAUAUUUCCUACAGACCUUAAUACCCCAGUUGUCGCUCAUUACGAUCUAGACUUUGAAUGUUUAGUCAUAAUUUACACUUGACAUUCAUUGUCGCACACUGAGUACGUCUGCUUGUUGCCUUUGCCGCGGCUUUUGGAGGCCGUUAAGCGUACUCUAAGCAAUGUCAUAUAUCGACUAAAACCGUUCCUGAUUGGAUCCGACAGUUGUAACACUGUUACAGCUUUUGUAUAACUACUUGAAAGUAUGACUUUGUUGUAUUAGUGUUGUGCGCAACGCAGAGGCCGCCAGAGCCAGCACCAACAAAAUUGCCAUCAAACAGAAAGUUAAAUAAAGAGAGAGAGAGAGAAAGCAAACCAACUAAACUAACGUCGCAAAAACAGCAUUUUGUACCUCGUCGAACAGGCGGAGCUGCUGUUUUUCGAUCAUUGUCUUUAGGCUAAAUGUAUCACUUGUUGCUUUUCCCAGGCUCACGAGAACUUAUACGAAGCGAUUAUGCAGAACCCCGGGAACCUUGAGCGAGUCUCUUGGUGGAAGGAA